Physella acuta is the source of this 1286-nucleotide messenger RNA. Its product is annotated as cell growth-regulating nucleolar protein. Gene Ontology annotation, cellular component: nucleolus. Gene Ontology annotation, molecular function: DNA binding. Gene Ontology annotation, biological process: negative regulation of transcription by RNA polymerase II; rRNA processing. The record is from RefSeq and is a predicted model, not a curated record. Lineage: Eukaryota; Metazoa; Mollusca; Gastropoda; Physidae.
UAACGCAGGAACAGCAACUCUAAACGUUUUAGUUUAAAGUUGAGCACGCAUUGUUUUUAGUUCAUAAUAAAUAAUAUAAUAAUCUUCGUACUGACAAUUAAAAUUUAAAAGUGGUUCUGUAAAAUAGGCUAAAACAUGGUUUUCUUUAACUGCAACGCUUGUUGCGAAGCCUUGAAAAAAAAUCAAGUAGAGAAACAUUUGUUGAGAUGUCGACAGUGUAAUGUUUUGUCAUGUGUUGACUGCGGCAAAGAUUUUUGGGGAAAUGAGUACCAGACCCAUACUAAGUGCAUGUCAGAAAAUGAGAAAUAUUGUGGGAAAGGUUAUGUUCCUAAAGUAAAUAAAGGAGAAGCAAAACAAGAGCAGUGGAUCGAGAAAGUACAAGCUGCUAUAGAAAAGUCUGCAUCCAACCCAAAACUAAAGGAGUUAUUGGUGAAACUCAAAGACUUUCCAAAUAUACCAAGGAAAAAGCAAAAAUUUGAGAAUUUUAUAGUAAACAGUUUAAGGAUAAGAAAUACAGGGCUAAUACAGCAAGUGUGGGACAUGUUAAUGGCUGCUGUUGAGAAAGACAAAGCAGCUCAAAAUAUACACAAAUCUGCAGCUAACUCUGAAAAUAAAGAAACAAAUCAGAAUGGUGUAAAGGCAGAAUCUGACGAGAGUGCCAAACAGAAUGGUUGUACAAAUGAAGUCAGUGAUGGUCAAGCUGAACCUGAACCAAAUACACAAAAACUAAGCAAACGAGAGAAAAAAGAAGAGAGGAGUAAAAAGGCAAAUAAAAAAGAAAAGAAAGACAAAGUUGCUGUUGAAGAUGCUGUUGAGCAAAAGGGGAAAAAGAGGAAACAUUCUACUGGUGAUGAUGAUGUAAUUAAUGAGGUUCAAGACAGUUCAAAAGCUGAACCAAAAAAAAAGAAGAAAAAGAAGCUAGAUGCAGACAGUGAGAGAGUUGAAGAUGGUGCUGAUGGCAAUGAAGAAGAACCUAAAGAUGAAGAUCAAGAAAAUGAACCAACAGAAACCAAGAAGAAGAAAAAAACAAAGUUUAACUGGCAAGCUGCAAUUGUUGCUGCUUUGGAAUCAAAAGGCGAGAUGUCAUUGAAAAAACUACGUAAAAAGGUACUCAGUGAAUUUGCUGCUCAAGAUGCUGCUAACUAUUCAGAAGAUAAUUUAAGAGCCACUUUUGACAAGAAGGUCAACAAAAUUUCCAGUGUAAAGGUGUUCAAGGACAGAGUAAAAUUAAAGUGAUAUCUUUGUUUUUGUUGCUAAUACCGGUAAUAAUAGAUGAAAUAUUUUUU